Lactuca virosa is the source of this 1419-nucleotide messenger RNA. NCBI's taxonomy places the organism in Eukaryota, Viridiplantae, Streptophyta, Magnoliopsida, Asterales, Asteraceae. The record is from the annotation of a GenBank genome assembly.
AUGGAAACCCAAAAGUUUCUCCAGUCACCACAUCUCCCGGCGUUCCCAUUCAACCCACUCCGCAAAAACACUUUACUCACAACUGUUAAGGCCCCAUUAUCCACCACCUCCACACGACGCACCGUCUUAUUAUCCCACCAUCCUUCCAUCACCCCAACACGAGAGAAAGACGCAAAAAAACGUGUCGUUAUAACGGGUAUGGGUAUAGUCUCUGUCUUUGGAAGCGACGUCGAUAAGUUUUACGAAAGACUCCUAACCGGGGAAAGCGGAAUCACUUUAAUAGAUCGAUUUGAUGCUUCAGAACUCACUACACGAUUCGGUGGUCAGAUUCGUGGGUUCAAGUCAAAUGGAUAUAUUGAUCGGAAAACGGACCAGAGACUUGAUGAUUGUCAACGUUAUUGCAUUGUUGCUGGGAAGAAAGCUCUUGAAGAUGCUGCUAUUAGCGGUGAUGAACUCUCUAAGAUUAAUAAGGAGCGUGCAGGUGUGCUUGUUGGAUGUGGACUUGGAGGGGCAACCGUGUUUUACGAUGGUGUGAAGUCUCUCAUACAGAGGGGUUUCAGGAAAAUCACACCUUUUCUAGUACCUUAUGAGAUAUCAAACAUGGCUUCUGCUUUACUUGCUAUUGAUCUUGGCUUUAUGGGACCAACGUACUCCAUUUCAGCUGCUUGUGCAACAUCCAAUUAUUGUUUGUAUGCCGCUGCAAAUCAUAUCCGUGAAGGGAAGGCAGAUUUGAUGAUUGCUGGUGGCGUUGAAGCUGCGGUUGUUCCUAUUGGAAUUUCUGGUUAUGCUUCGUGGGGAGCAUUGUCUAAAAGAAACAAUGAUCCUCAGACUGCUUCAAGACCAUGGGACAAAGAUAGAGAUGGCUUCGUGAUGGGUGAAGGUGCUGGUGUUUUGGUGAUGGAGAGUUUAGAACAUGCAAUGAAAAGGGAUGCACCAAUACUUGCUGAAUACUUGGGAGGUGCAGUAAGUUUUGAUGCACAUCAUAUAACUAGUCCACGAUCCGAUGGAUUUGGUGUUUCAUCUUGUAUUCAAAGAUGCCUUGUGGAUGCUCGUGUUUCGGUAGAGGAGGUAAAUUAUAUCAAUGCACAUGCAACUUCAACAAUACUUGGCGAUCUAGCUGAGGCAAAUGCUCUGAAGAAGGUAUUCAACAACACUACAGGGAUCAAAGUGAAUGCUACUAAGUCAAUUAUUGGGCACUGCAUGGCAGCGUCGGGAGGUGUUGAAGCGAUAGCUACUAUUAAAGCGAUUCAAACCGGGUGGUUACACCCUACCGUUAAUCAAUUUAACCUAGAACCUGCAGUCGAAUUUGACACCGUUGCAAAUAAAAAACAACAGCAUGAAAUCAACGUUGCCAUUUCAAAUUCAUUUGGUAUUGGUGGACAUAAUUCGGUUGUAGCAUUCUCUGCAUUCAAGCCUUGA